AUGCUUGGGCGGGUGACCGGAGUGGUGGCGAUUCUGCUGCUGGGUGGAGAGCCAGAACGAGAUACCUUUGCUGCGGAGCUGGCUUUCGACUUUUCUCCGCCCUUGGAAGUCUUCGCCAGCUCUCCCUCAGCCGGGGCGGAAGAACGCCUGAGACGUUUGGACAAGAUCGGCAAGUUGGUUCUUUCUCAUGAGGCCUUAGACACCGUCACGAACUUCUCGACGAUGAUUCCACAACUUAAGGAGGCCGGCAUUUCCAAAGUCCUCCUUGUGACAUCCUCAUACCACAUGCCCAGAGCAACUGCGAUUGCCAGCGUCAUGCUUGGGGCAAUUGGCAUUGAUUUUGAGCCUCACCCAGUGGCCUCGAGCAAACCAAUGGAACCACGCUGGAAGAUUUGGCGUGAUGUGGCUCGCGCUUGGAUUUGGAGAGUCACCGGAUGGGACUUCCGUUGGUUGUUGAAGAUCGUUUUGCCCUGGGCACGACGACAUCAGCCACAUCCGAGCAAUCUCUUGGUUGUAUGA
Molecule: messenger RNA, 519 nt
Organism: Durusdinium trenchii
Lineage: Eukaryota; Dinophyceae; Suessiales; Symbiodiniaceae
Source: the annotation of a GenBank genome assembly